AUGGCUUCAACGAUUCAACAACUUUGGGCUCGUGCCGAUGCUGGCUCUGGUGGGCACUCCGCAGGCGGCCAUGGAGGCAACUCUACAGGUGGCAGCAGUACUGGCCAAAUGUCUCAAGAAGAGCUUCGUGCAUUCCGCCACUGGAUGUCACUCGUGAAUGGCGAAAUGGCGAAAUGGUACGGAUUGGGCCUGGGUGCCAUAAUCUUUUUAUUCAUCUUCUUUCACGUUUCGAGAACAUUUAUGCACCUUCAAGGCCGUCGAGGAAUUAUGGGAAGAAUGCUUGCAUCACCGUUCCGAGGAUUUCGAAAAAUCGCUUUGCGAAAAAUGCCCAGAUUCACUUCAAACGGGCAUUUUGGUUUAAUAGCUGUGUAUACUGGUCUCAACGUCUUUUUCGCUGUUUAUAGAAUGGGAUGGGGAGGCAAGUACGGGACUGGUUUCAUCUCAAAAAGAUGUGGAUGGCUCUCUCUUGUCAAUUUGGCUUUGGUGUUUCUUUUGGCCAUGAAGAACAAUCCCUUUACCUUCAUCACAGGGUACUCUCAUGAAAGACUAAACGUCCUCCAUAGGUGGGCGGGGCGAUUCUGUUGGAUCCAAGGCACUAUCCAUGUCACCCUUUACAUAUAUAGCUGGACGAAGAGUGGAAGCUUCUUAUCCCGUCUCAGUCAAGAAGAUUGGUCAUAUCGGGCAGGUCUGAUAGCUUGGAUCUUCUUCACCAUACUCUUCUUAUCCUCCUUUGCAUUCAUCCGCAGACGAGCAUAUGAGUGGUUCUAUAUCGUCCACAUCAUCUGCGCUCUUGGUGCUGUUGCCUCGCUAGGUUUCCACGAGCCAACGACAUAUGGCGCAGCCUUGUACCUGGCAUCCGCUAUGUGGAUUUUUGAUCGCCUGGUUCGAUUAUUCCGUGGAUUUCACUACAGCAAAGGAACCAAAGCUACCAUCUACCCGCUUCCCGGAGACUGCGUCAAGGUUGUUCUCAAUAAAACUGCGACUUUCCAGCCUGCAUCUCAUGGAUUUAUCAACAUCCCAUCAAUCAAGCUCUUCCAAAGUCACCCUUUUACUAUUUCUUCGGCCGACUCCCUCGAGUUCAUCAUCCGUGCUCAGAGAGGGUUCACUCGCAAGCUAUAUGACAGAGCCGUUCUGAAUCCUGGUGAAUCCCUUGGGUGUUAUUUCGAUGGCCCAUAUGGCAAUAUUCCGGACUACCGAAGGAUGAACCGUCUUGUCCUGUUUGCUGGAGGUAGCGGUGGAUCAUUUUCAUUCGCUAUUGCUACGGACAUCGCCCGCAAUCUAAAGCGGUGCUCUGUCGAAAGCAUCGAGUUUGUUUGGGUUAUUCGCGAAAGAUCCCAUACAAAAUGGUUCGAAAAGGAACUUGAGGAACUACAGAACUGUCCUAUCGUAAACCUGCGUAUCUUCGUCACUCGCCAGCCUUCGGAUCUCAUCAAUACACACCCAGAGUCUCCAACAAAUGCAACAGCAGAAGACCUCCAAGGAUCUCUUCCCGUCCAGGAUAGUACAGACUCCGGUUUAACCUUCGACGAGAAACCUGGUGGCCCUUCGCAUGCAAACUCAACCGAUCUUCUUUCUAUCCCAGAGAAGGCUUUGGAACUUGUCAUUGAUACUAAGGUUAGACAAGUCAACAGGAUUGGCUCUGACGGAAGCCUCAGAGGAGAUAUCUUUGAGUAUGGCCGGCCGGAGAUGGACAUGAUCGUACAAGAUGCUAUCCGAAAUGCCACCCAGAACGACCUUGUUGCGGUCGGAGCCUGUGGUCCCACCGAGCUUAUGAGAUGCGCUAGAAAUGCAACGGCUUCUGCUAUCACGGUUAAUGGACCAAGCAUCUCUCUUCACUGUGAGCAGUUCGGAUGGGGCUAA
Molecule: messenger RNA, 1860 nt
Organism: Orbilia oligospora ATCC 24927
Lineage: Eukaryota; Fungi; Ascomycota; Orbiliomycetes; Orbiliales; Orbiliaceae
Exons: 5
Coding region: 1-1860 (619 amino acids)
Biological process (GO): intracellular iron ion homeostasis; copper ion import; iron ion transport
Cellular component (GO): plasma membrane
Molecular function (GO): ferric-chelate reductase activity
Source: RefSeq, a predicted model, not a curated record